UCUUGGUGGAAUAGGAAGGGGGAGAAGGCGUGGAGUUGUUGCUUGUUUAUGAAUGGGAAGGAGGUGGUUGGUGGUGGUAGUUUUCUGAAACUAAAAGUUUUGAAGAUUAGAUGGAUAAAAGGGAGGUGGUGGCGGUGGGAUUACGAAAACGUCAAAUUAGUCAGUUUUGGAAUUUGGAACCCUCAAGUGUCAAGGUGGGCUGGCCAAGUAAUGGAAGGACUAAGGAGGAUAGGAUCUGAUCGUGUGUUUGCUUGUUUUUUCUAAGGAGAUUAGGGAAUGGAUCUGCAAGCGUGGUUCUAAGUAUCUAGCAUUUUAAUCCUGUUUCCUGUAUCGUGUAGUUCUUGAAAGAUCAGACUUUAUUCAUAAAUGGCUUGAAGCAGCAUCCUUAGAUGCAAUGUUAAAAGCGGUAGCUCGUGGGCUGUUGAUUUCUUCUUUCGUCCUCUCUGUUUCCGCCAUUGAGAGUGGGUACGGCCGCUGUAACUGCGAUGAAGAAGGCUUCUGGAGUGUGGAGAACAUCCUAGAAUGCCAGAGAGUGAGUGAUUUCCUGAUCGCUGUGGCCUACUUUUCCAUCCCUAUUGAGCUCCUUUACUUCGUUAGCUGCUCCAACGUCCCCUUCAAAUGGGUACUUUUUCAGUUCAUCGCCUUCAUUGUCCUCUGUGGGCUGACCCAUUUGCUCAAUGGCUGGACUUAUGCUCCACACUCAUUCCAGCUGAUGCUGGCCCUCACGGUAGCCAAAUUCCUCACUGCUGUGGUCUCCUGUGCCACUGCCAUAACCCUUAUAACCCUUAUCCCUCUGCUCCUCAAAGUAAAGGUCAGAGAGCUAUUCUUAAAGAAGAAGGCUUGGGAGCUCGAUAGAGAGGUUGGAAUGAUGAAGAAGCAGAAGGAAGCAAGUUGGCAUGUCCGAAUGCUGACCCACGAGAUAAGGAAGUCACUUGAUAGGCAUACGAUAUUGUACACCACUCUGGUUGAGCUUUCUAAGACUUUGGACCUGCAGAAUUGUGCAGUAUGGAUGCCCAAUGAGAACAAAACGGAAAUGUUCCUCACUCAUGAGUUGAAGGGAUCUUCCAAUUCCUACUGUAACUCUAUACCAGUCUGUGAUCUGGACAUCCAAAAGGUCAAGGAGAGUAAGGGAGUGAAGAUCCUCGGGGCUGACUCGGCCCUUGGGAUGGCGAGCAGUGGUGGUUCUGGUGAGCCGCCGGGGGCAGUUGCGGCAAUACGGAUGCCAAUGCUGAGGGUAUCAAACUUCAAAGGGGGUACACCGGAGUUAAUUCAGCAGUGUUAUGCAGUACUGGUUUUGGUUCUUCCAAAUACACCAGCUAGAGUUUGGAGUUUCCAUGAACUGGAGAUAGUUGAGGUGGUUGCUGAUCAGGUAGCUGUUGCGCUCUCCCAUGCUGCGGUUUUAGAAGAAUCUCAACUUAUGAGAGAGAAACUGGUGGAGCAAAACCGGGCACUGCAACUGGCUAGGAAGAAUGCUAUGAUGGCGAGCCAAGCAAGGAACUCGUUCCAGAAGGUGAUGAGCCAUGGCAUGAGGAGGCCAAUGCACUCAAUCUUGGGUCUACUUUCUAUGAUUCAGCAUGAUAAUAUGAAUAGUGAACAACAGAUCAUCGUUGAAGCAAUGAUGAAGACCAGCAGUGUUCUGUCGACUUUGAUAAAUGAUGUCAUGGAGAUCUCAAAUACAGAUAGGGGAAGGUUUCCAUUAGAAAUGAGAUCUUUCCGGCUACAUCCGAUGGUGAAGGAAGCAGCUUGCCUUGCCAAGUGUCUCUGUGUUUGUAAAGGUCUUGAUUUCUGCAUUGAGGUUGAGAACUCGGUGCCUGACUGGGUCCUGGGUGAUGAUAGAAGAAUUUUUCAGGUGAUUCUGCAUAUGUUUGGGAAUCUUUUGGGUGGGUGUCAUGGAGGAGAAUCUAUAACCUUCCGGGUCCUUUCGGAGAUUGGAAAUGCAGGAAGUAAUGAGAAACAGUGGGCUAUUUGGAGACCAGAUUCAUCAGAUGGGUACGCUUUUAUAAAGUUUGAAAUUGGGAUUGACAAUGGUUGUUCUCAAUCAGAAGGCUCAGUUUCAAUGAUGCAGCUUGCAAAUAGGAGACACAACAGUGAGGGGAUUGAAGGAGGCCUUAGUUUCAGCAUGUGCAAAAAACUUGUCCAGAUGAUGCAUGGCAACAUCUGGGUUAUCCCAAGCACUCGAGGUCUUGCACAAAGCAUGACACUCAUCCUUAAGUUACAGAGACAAAGUCCAGUUGGGAGGGGAGUCUUUGAACCACAAGGAUCGUCAGAGCAUAUAUUUUCAGAUUUCAGAGGUCUUCAAGUUUUAUUGGCUGAUGAUGAUGAUGUAAACAGGGCUGUGACUAAGAAGAUUCUUGAGAAGCUCAGUUGCCGUGUGUCUGCUGUAUCAUCAGGGUUUGACUGCCUGAGUGCUCUCGGUCCCUCUGGGACUAGAUUUGAAAUUGUUAUUUUGGAUCUCCACAUGCCUGAUAUGGAUGGGUUUGAUGUUGCGAUGAGGAUUCGAAAGUUCCGAAGCCGGAAUUGGCCAUUGAUUGUAGCACUGACUGCUAGUGCCGAUGAAGGUUUGUGGGAAAGAUGCCUGCAAGUUGGGAUGAAUGGUAUGAUUCGAAAACCAGUUCUGCUACAAGGAUUUGCAGAUGAGCUGCAGAGAAUCCUGCAACAGGCAAGCAAAGGUGUGUGAAGAAGUUGCAAGUUAAAAUAUUCACAUCAAGCACUCAAUAUUCUUACCAACCUUGUGGCUGUGGGGUUCUUUACCAAAUAAACGAACAACCAUGAUCAGCUUCAGUUCCCUAGAGAUUCAGGAUGCAUAGGGGAUGUUACACUCACAAGGUUCAUACUCAAAAUUGUAUACAAAAAAUUAGGUCUUUUGCUUUGCCCCGCCAAUUUCUCAUAUUGAGUUUCAUAAUAACCUUAAGGGCAAAUCAACAUUUUACUAACAAUUAAAUGGAAAUUAUUGAUAUACCCAUCCAUUUAAAAGUGCGAAUGUGCUGUAUAAAA
Molecule: messenger RNA, 2994 nt
Organism: Telopea speciosissima
Lineage: Eukaryota; Viridiplantae; Streptophyta; Magnoliopsida; Proteales; Proteaceae
Product: protein EIN4-like
Exons: 3
Coding region: 395-2677 (760 amino acids)
Biological process (GO): response to ethylene; phosphorelay signal transduction system
Cellular component (GO): endoplasmic reticulum membrane; endoplasmic reticulum
Molecular function (GO): protein binding; ethylene receptor activity; ethylene binding
Source: RefSeq, a predicted model, not a curated record